AUGCCAUUUACUUUCUUUCUUCCUUUCUUUCUUUCUUCCUUCCUUUCUUCCUUCCUUCCUUCCUUCCUUCCUUCCUUCCUUUCUUUCUUUCUUUAUCCCUCUUCCUUUUUCAUUGCAUACCAUUUACUUUCUUUCUUUCCUUUCUUUCUUCCUUUCUCUCUUUCUUCCUUCAUUCCUUUCUUUCUUUCUUUCUUCUUUCAUUUUCGUCUUUCUUUUUUCUUCACUUUAGUUCUAUUUUUCUCCCUUUCUUUCUUUAUUAUCUCAUAUUCCUGUUUCAAAUAUUUUCAUUCCUUCUCCAUCUUUCAUUACAUGCCAUUUUCUUUCUUUCUUUCUUUCUUUCUUUCUUUCUUUCUUUCUUUCUUUCUUCCCCCUUCAUUUAUUUCUUUCUUCCUUUCUUUCUUCAUUAUCUUGCGUUCCUGUUUCAAAUAUUUCCAUUCCUUCUUCAUCUUUCCUUGCAUGCCAUUUACUUUCUUUUUUUCUCCAUUUCUUUCUUUCUUUCUUUCUUUCUUUCUUUCUUUUAUUUUUUUCUUUGAUUUCUUUUCCUUUCUUUUCUUUUUUCUUUCUUUGAAAUUCCUUUAUUCUUUUUUUUUCUUCUAUUCUUCUUCCUUUCUUUCUUUAUUAUCUCACAUUCCUUUUCAUACCUUCUCCAUCUUUCAUUACAUGCAAUUUUCUUUCUUUCUUUUUCCCUCCCUUCGUUUCUUUCUUCCUUUCUUUCUUCAUUAA
Messenger RNA from Acanthosepion pharaonis, 723 nucleotides. The record is from the annotation of a GenBank genome assembly. NCBI's taxonomy places the organism in Eukaryota, Metazoa, Mollusca, Cephalopoda, Sepiida, Sepiidae.